AUGCCCUCGGAGGAGCUGAUCCGCGCCAUGCUCUACGUGACCCUGACGGUGGUGGGCGUCCCCGGGAACCUGGCGGUGAUCGGGGCCUUCCUGCUGGCCCUGCACCGGGAGCGCCGCCUGCUCCCGGCCGACGCCAUCCUGCUGCACCUGGCCUCCGUCAACCUGCUGGUGGUGGGGGUGCGCUGCCUGCUGGAGACCCUCGCCUCCUUCCGCCUGGCCUCCGUGUUCGGCGACACGGGCUGCAAGUCGGUGAUCUUCGUGUACCGCACGGCGCGCUCCCUCUCCAUCUGGCUCACCUUCGUGCUCAGCGCCUACCAGUGCCUCAGCAUCGCGCCCCCGGGCUCGCGGUGGGCGGCGGCGCGCGCCCUGGCCGCCCGCUACAUGGCGGCCAUCUUCCUGGCGCUGUGGCUGGGCAACACCUGCAUGAGCUCGGCCGCGGUGCUCUUCUCCGUCGGCGCCGGCAACGGCUCCAGCCUGGGCAGCAACGGCAUCAACGUGCAGUUCUGCGUGGUGCGCUUCCCCACGCGGCUCUCCAAGGACGCCAACGGGGCGGUGCAGGUGGCCCGCGACGUGGUGCCCAUGGGCCUCAUGGCGUCGGCCAGCCUCGUCAUCCUGGUCUUCCUCUACAGGCACAGCCGCCAGGUGAAGGGGCUCCGCUCUGGCGGCGGCGGCGGCGGCGGUCGAGACGGGGCGGAGCGGCGAGCGGCGAAGGCGGUGGUGGCGCUGGUGACGCUGUACGUGGGGCUCUACGGUGUGGACAACGGCCUGUGGGUGCACACGCUGACGGUGAGGCGCACCAUGGGCUCCUCGCUGGUCUCGGACCUGAGGAUCUUCUGCUCGUCGCUGUACGCCGCCCUCAGCCCCGUGGUCAUCGUCGCCACCAACAGGAAGGUGCAGAGGAGGCUGAGGUGUGGCAGGGGGGAGAAGCACCGGGCGGAGAGCGCCACCGAGGCCACCGCCGUGUCCGCCAUGUGACUCCCGGUGGUUCGCCGGGUAAAGGGGCGGUCUAGUCGUGAGGGUCCCGGGUUUCAUCCCCCCCCCCCCCCCCCCCCCGGUGUCCACAGUCUACCUGUAGCGUUUUGGCGUCCCUGAGCGUGAGACCCUCAGCCCUAACCUUCUGAUUAAUGACCUGUUACAGAGUCGUCUUAUAACCUGCAAGACUGCUGAGAUUGUCCACCAUUGUUUUUCUUUGUUUUUCUACUUAGACAGGUGAUCAUCAUGUCCAGACAAAGGGAGUGGGAGCUGUCUCUACCCUCUGUCUUUAUGUCGGCUGUUACUGAUCAUAUCAUGAAUGGCACUGUGACAUUCAUGCAUGCAUUGUGAUUUUCACAUAAUUCCCAGGGUAGAACUACUCUUAACUAUUGAAGGCUGUUUCGGGAAACUUUAUCUGCAAUUACUGGUAACCUAUUUCACAGGUGGCUCAGCAGAUGCUUUCACCCAAAGUCUCAUUAGGUAGCGUAGGUAGGGUUUAGGCAUCUUGCACAAGGAUGGCCACAGCAUUGUGCAAGGCUGCAGGGUGAGGCUGUGUGCAUUGGGGAAUCAAACCUAGUACCUUUUAUACGCGCCCUGCAAGACACUAACCGCAACUACUCCGCAAUGUACUGAAUAUUUUCUUUUGUAUAUCAACAUGCAGACGAUGCUUUAUAACGCCUGGUACAGAGCUUGCUCAUACAUAUUGCAAAAAUCUACAUCCUAAUCUGCAACUAUUAUCCCUUUGUUUGUUCAUUCGUUAUUAUCCCGUCUUCUUAAUCGCCUGGAAGCAUUAGAAUUCAAAGUCUUGUGCCUCAAUAUAGCUGUCAAAUGUCUUCCUGCUGCCCAUUAACUUAUAAUUAAAGCUUUGAAUGGCAUCGGGGAAAUGUCCCACUCUAACGAGGCAGGUUAAUUACCCCAGAAUCUGGAAUUGAACCUGGUGGGGAAGAACCAGAAAUGUCUGUUUUGUAUGCUUGUGAGAAACACAUGAAAGGAUUUCCAUUAACUAUCCCUUUUCAGCAGGUGUGUGUGUGUGUGUGUGUGUGUGUGUGUGUGUGUGUGUGUGUGUGUGUGUGUGUGUGUGUGUGUGUGUGUGUGUGUGUGUGUGUGUGUGUGUGUGUGUGUGUGUGUGUGUGUGUGUGCGUGCGCGUGUGUGCGUGUGGACAUGUCUUGCAUUUCCAUUCCUCUCUAAAUGUCGGUAAAUAAUCAGACGUCAUUUUGAAUUCACCAAGGGAUUAGAUUCUAGACACGGAAAGGCGUGACACACACACACACACACACACACACACACACACACACACACACACACACACACACACACACACACACACAUAGGGAAAGAGGCAGCAGAAUGUGUGUGUGUGUGUGUCUGUUCUUGAGAAUGUGUGUGUGUGUGUGUGUGUGUGUGUGUGUGUGUGUGUGUGUGUGUGUGUGUGUGUGUGUGUGUGUGUGUGUGUGUGUGUGUGUGUGUGUGUGAGCAUGUGGGUGUGCGGGUC
Molecule: messenger RNA, 2465 nt
Organism: Gadus macrocephalus (Pacific cod)
Lineage: Eukaryota; Metazoa; Chordata; Actinopteri; Gadiformes; Gadidae
Product: olfactory receptor class A-like protein 1
Exons: 1
Coding region: 1-975 (324 amino acids)
Biological process (GO): G protein-coupled receptor signaling pathway
Cellular component (GO): membrane
Molecular function (GO): pheromone receptor activity
Source: RefSeq, a predicted model, not a curated record